Asterias rubens (European starfish) is the source of this 1449-nucleotide messenger RNA. RefSeq lists its product as uncharacterized. The record is from RefSeq and is a predicted model, not a curated record. Gene Ontology annotation, cellular component: mitochondrion. Bases 95 to 1279 code for a protein of 394 amino acids. Gene Ontology annotation, molecular function: ribosomal large subunit binding. Lineage: Eukaryota; Metazoa; Echinodermata; Asteroidea; Forcipulatida; Asteriidae. The transcript has 4 exons. Gene Ontology annotation, biological process: negative regulation of translation; negative regulation of ribosome biogenesis.
UACAGUGGGUUUCCGUACAGUAAACUACACACACACGUGAGGAACUCUCGAUUGACGAUAAUGCUUAAAGUUAGUUGUUAUUCAUAAAUUUAAAAUGAAUUUUCUCCAGUUGAUCAACUGCUCGAAGACUUUAGGACUUCACACGAAACCAGUGACCCUUUGUAGCAUCAUCAUCAAUCGUCCAGCUGUUGAACAACGUAGGGAAUUUUGGCCUACCAAAAAAGCAUCAACUUCACACUGUUCGCAGUGUACUCGCCACCAUAGCGCUAGUGCAUGGACAUCACACUCCUCAAAAACCCUUUGCACAACAUCUUGCUCUUCAUCAACAAGAACAACUUGGAGGACUAAUUACAUCACAAGUAGUGUCACUGGCAGUAGGCCUAAUUAUGCCACAUUUGUACACGAGGUUGAAACAGGUUUAUCCCAAAGAAACUUUACUUUCUCAUCAUGUGAAAAAGUUGUUCAAAAAAAGUGGCGAGAAUUUUCAUCAGAUGCAACAAGUUUUGAUGGUGUAGAAAAUAUUGAGGAAAGUGACUGGACACACCCAACAACUCGAACUGAAAGUGUUGUCAGCCAAGACCCAGAGUUACACUCACUUCUCUGUGAGAUGGCAGCUGACUUUGGAAAGUCUGAUCAUGGAGAAGGGGCUUCAGAAGGGGUGGUCAUCACAGAUUCUGAAUCAUCAUUUGGUUCGUCUAGCUCUGUCUUGAAGAAUGACAUCUGCGCACAAGAGGAAAGUGAGAGAGAAGGCUCUGGUGCCAUGGUGCCAGUGGAAGAGGAUGGACUACAGAAGGAGGCGGGAGUUUUGAACGUCACAAAUAUAGCUGCUGAGGAAUCUGUGUUCGUCUUCGACAUUGAUGAACUUGUGCAAAUACUUCGAGAAGAGAAUGCACAGGACAUAUGCGUCAUCAAAGUGCCUCCAGAGAAAAACUACGUUGAUUAUUUUGUUGUGGUGACGGGUAGAUCUUCCAGACACCUCAUGGCUAUGACCCAGUUCAUCAAUAAACUGUACAAACGGCGGAAGCAGAGCAGUGAUCCAUUUCUUAUCACAGAGGGAAAGCUAAGUGAUGAUUGGAUGUGUCUUGACUUUGGCAACAUUGUGGUCCACUUCAUGAUGGAAGAAACAAGAUUGACCUAUGACCUAGAGCAGCUGUGGACCCUUGGGAGUGAGUUUGACGACCAUAUGCAGCAGUGGGAGCAACAUGAGAUGCUGAUGUUCAACCCUCAAACCGAUCUUCAGAUGCAGGAACCAGAUGAUGGGGGAUCGACCCAAGCAUGAGCUUGAACAUGCUUUUUUAAACAAGGCCCUCCGACAUAAAAACAACCAAAUGAACCUAAAAUUAAUAAUGAACCCAAAACAUUUAUGGAUAUACAAUAGACGAUGUGACCUCUGACGUCACUCGAAAACCAUAACACAAUUCGCACGCAUACCGCCGGGCAAAACCUUUG